AAUCUUUGAAAUCUAUUUCCGAAAACCCAAUUCGAUUCUGAUAAAAUGGGCAUCUGGGGUUCGAUGAUUUCGUACAGAAUUGCUUGAUCUUUGAGAGAAUGGAACUGAUCACGUCUUUGAUUGGGAGAUAUGAUAGAAGAUCGCUAUUUCUUAAAAGAAAAGACAGUAAUGCGGGCGAAGCAGCACGAGCGUUGGAAGAACUCCGAGGAUCGCUAUACAAUGAACUUCGGACCUCAGAAGGAGCCAAGCGUCAACAACAACGAUUAUGUGGCCCCAUCGUCGCGUUAACGUUCAAUUUCUUGAUAUCGGUGGGAAUAAUCAUGGGAAACAAAUUGGUGAUGGGGAGCGUUGGAUUCAAUUACCCGAUCCUUUUAACGUUAAUCCAUUACACGUCCGCUUGGAUGCUACUCGCCGUUCUCAAGGCUUUGUCGCUCUUGCCGCCAUCCCCUCCCACCAAGUCCACGCCUUUCGUUAUGCUUUUUGCUUUGGGUGCCGUCAUGGCGUUUGCUUCCGGCUUGGCCAAUACGAGUCUCAAGCAUAACAGUGUAGGAUUCUAUCAAAUGGCUAAAAUUGCAGUCACUCCCACCAUUGUUCUUGCGGAAUUCAUUCUUUUCAGAAACAUAAUUUCUUUUUACAAGGUACUUGCUCUAGCCGUUGUUUCGAUAGGAGUGGCGGUUGCCACCGUAACGGAUUUAGAAUUCAAUUUGUUCGGUGCGGGUAUAGCAACUGCGUGGAUAAUCCCGAGUGCCAUAAACAAAAUUUUAUGGUCGAAUCUCCAGCAGAAAAACAAUUGGACGGCUCUAGCGUUGAUGUGGAAGACGACCCCAAUAACAAUACUGUUCUUGGUAGGUUUGAUGCCAUGGUUGGAUCCACCGGGUGCAUUCUCUUUCAAAUGGGGUUUCACCAACACCAUUGCAGUCCUCAUCUCUGCUCUUUUGGGCUUCCUCCUCCAAUGGUCUGGAGCUUUAGCUCUUGGAGCGACCUCGGCUACGUCACAUGUGGUGUUAGGACAAUUCAAGACGUGUGUCAUCCUUCUCGGAGGGUACUUGCUCUUUGAUUCAGAUCCCGGCUAUGCAAGCAUCAGUGGGGCUUUUGUAGCAAUAUGUGGAAUGUCGAUUUACACAUCGCUUAACAUGAAGGGAACUCGGGAUACAAGUAAUCAGCUUCCAGAGCAAACAUCGUCAAAUCAAAAACCUAAAACUAUCAAAGAUCAAAACGAAAAGAUUGAUGUUGAUGGUAGACCAUAAAUGAGCUUUUUGACAACAGAGUAUAUGCAAUAUGUAGAGAAUUUUCACCUUUCGGUCAUUUUAUGUCAACUUGGUCCUUACUCGACACCAAACUCGUGGACAACCAAACCUAAUAGGAUGAAGCCCGGUCCUUGGAAGUUGGCGCAGCCCACUCAGGGCCACCAGGCAGAACUAGGACCAAGCCAGAUCCUUACAAGUGUGGUACACAGUAUAGGAUAGUAUAAAAACUUCUUGUUCCACAUUUAACAUGAUAUUAGACAGAGACAAGAUACAGAAC
Molecule: messenger RNA, 1524 nt
Organism: Cynara cardunculus var. scolymus (artichoke)
Lineage: Eukaryota; Viridiplantae; Streptophyta; Magnoliopsida; Asterales; Asteraceae
Exons: 7
Coding region: 99-1247 (382 amino acids)
Cellular component (GO): Golgi apparatus
Molecular function (GO): UDP-xylose transmembrane transporter activity; antiporter activity
Source: RefSeq, a predicted model, not a curated record